AUGGACUCCAGUACGAUCAAGGAGACAGUCAUGCGCCAGGUCCAGCUCGAGUCCAACACCUCGAACGCCAGAAUGCUCAUCGAGAAAAUGAACGAGACCUGCUUCGAGAAGUGCCUCCCAAAGCCUGGAUCAUCUGUUUCGAGCGGCGAGCAAACAUGCUUCACGUCAUGCAUGGAGGUGAGAAGCGAACUCCCGGGCACCGACCUGAUGCUCCCACCAAGGGGCUGGCAGGUUGGAUCACACAAUUCCACGCACACUUAUUGA
Molecule: messenger RNA, 264 nt
Organism: Diaporthe amygdali
Lineage: Eukaryota; Fungi; Ascomycota; Sordariomycetes; Diaporthales; Diaporthaceae
Exons: 2
Coding region: 1-264 (87 amino acids)
Source: RefSeq, a predicted model, not a curated record